This is a messenger RNA of Schistosoma bovis, 378 nucleotides long. The record is from the annotation of a GenBank genome assembly. NCBI's taxonomy places the organism in Eukaryota, Metazoa, Platyhelminthes, Trematoda, Strigeidida, Schistosomatidae.
AUGGUUGCUGGCAAUGUACAACGAAAAGAGUCUAAUAAUAAUAAUAAUAAUAAUAAUAAUAAUAAUAAUAAUAAUAAUAAUAAUAAUAAUAAUAAUAAUAAUAAUAAUAAUAAUAAUAAUAAUAAUAAUAAUAAUAAUAAAAAUAAUAAUAAUAAUAAUAAUAAUAAUAAUAAUAAUAAUAAUAAUAAUAAUAAUAAUAAUAAUAAUAAUAAUAAUAAUAAUAAUAAUAAUAAUAAUAAUAAUAAUAAUAAUAAUAAUAAUAAUAAUAAUAAUAAUAAUAAUAAUAAUAAUAAUAAUAAUAAUAAUAAUAAUAAUAAUAAUAAUAAUAAUAAUAAUAUAAUAAUAAUAAUAAUAAUAAUAAUAAUAAUAAUAAUAUAA